Molecule: messenger RNA, 1309 nt
Organism: Acanthochromis polyacanthus (spiny chromis)
Lineage: Eukaryota; Metazoa; Chordata; Actinopteri; Pomacentridae
Gene: mbip
Product: MAP3K12 binding inhibitory protein 1
Exons: 9
Coding region: 49-1062 (337 amino acids)
Cellular component (GO): cytosol
Source: RefSeq, a predicted model, not a curated record
GCCGUUACUACCAAUCAUCGUGCAGCAUUCUCCGGCCGCUGAAGAGCAAUGGCGGAGACAAUGGAGCUAAGUGGAAACCACGCUCCUCCCAGUGAAUGCAGCAAGAUGUCCAGCUACAGGGGCUGCGUGGAAGUGAUACUGAAGCUGCUGGCAGACUUCGGAAAAGAGCUCAAAUUAGGUGAUGCUGCUUUGAGAAUAGAAACCAACCCCAGUGCUGUUAAUCUUCAAUCAUCUCCAGCUGCUCAUGUCUGCAGCUCUUUGCAGGAGCAUAUCACUAAAUUGCAGGCUGUUUCAGAAAAUCUAAAGACACUAGCGGAGGCUGACGUCGAAGCAUCAUCUACAAAAGACAACACAUCAGAUGAUGCCGUCACCUCGUCCUCGGUGAAAGAACAGACACCUGCGUCGUCUGGGCAGCAUCCCCUCGUCUCAGAGGCUGCGGAGAGCGAGACGGCAGCUGAUGACGUCAUGGUUCAGAUCCGAGCCAGGAAGUCAGAGAUUGAGCGAAGAAUAUCUGCAUUUAUGGAACGCAAGCAGAUGGAGAUCAAUGAAAACAAUGUACGCGAGUUUUGCAACGUGAUCGACUGCAAUCAGGAAAACAGCUGUGCCCGAACAGAUGCAGUUUUCACUCCUUAUCCAGGUUUUAAAAGCCACGUAAAAGUCACACGGGUGGUUAAUACAUACGGGCCCCAGACUCGUAGUGGGGGAGGUCAAGGAGAGCCUGGGGAGCAGCAGAGGGCGCCGAUAGCAAGAGACUGUGGAAAUGCAGCCAUAGAAGAACGGCUUCACAACAUCGAGACUCACCUAAAGCUUCCUACAGUGGGUCCGGUGCCAUUAAGUGUCUACCAGAGACUCAAGAAGCUGGAGGAUCGUAUUCUGGAGUUGGAGGGACUUUCACCCGAGUACUUUCAGUCUUCAAGUCACCAGCACAAGCGACUAAAGACAUCCCCGGCUCAGGCCUGCAGUCUGACGGAGCUGGAUGAGAAGAUCACUGCAGUGAAAGCAGCACUGCUGAAGAGGGUGACUGAAUAUGGGCCUGGAUAUGGAACAGACUGUUCACUGUGACACGCAAACCAAUGCUCCAAACACACAUAUGUAUCAGCUGUUUGUUUUAUGUACUUGUCACGGACUCAUUAACACCAUUCUGACCACUUAUUCCGCUAAAAACAAAAACUUAAUACCAUCUUAAUUUGAUGAUGCUGAGACACCUUUUGAUAUUAAAAUAUGUAUGUAAAAAUAUAUUUCUCCAAGUAGUUUUAUACUUAAAUGAAAUAUUGUUCUGUAAAUAAAGAUAAUUGCUCCAUCGUGGAAA